Molecule: messenger RNA, 3106 nt
Organism: Phacochoerus africanus (Common warthog)
Lineage: Eukaryota; Metazoa; Chordata; Mammalia; Artiodactyla; Suidae
Gene: SLCO1C1
Product: solute carrier organic anion transporter family member 1C1
Exons: 16
Coding region: 381-2516 (711 amino acids)
Biological process (GO): sodium-independent organic anion transport; bile acid and bile salt transport; transmembrane transport
Cellular component (GO): membrane
Molecular function (GO): protein binding; bile acid transmembrane transporter activity
Source: RefSeq, a predicted model, not a curated record
GAUUCUGUUCUCUUACCCUCUGCCCCCUGCAGAGUUGUGUUUUCUGGGAAUCAGCAAGUAAGAUCACAAGUGGUCUUUUCUUUUUUCACUCCUACCCAUAAAGAAAGCUUUAUCACGUGUGGCCUUAAACUUGCAGCAAAUUGCAAAGAAAUGGCUCAAAGGCUUCAGCUCUUUCCGUGCCCUGGGAGCUGAGAUGCACGUCAGUCGCUUUGCCAGCGUGGCCUGUUUCCUGCAGACUGACAAAGAAAAGAGGCCAGGAGGAAAGAGAAAAGAGAAGGGCUUGGCCAGGGCCUGUGGAGUGUGGUCCAGCCUCUGACUAGGCACAUUGAGAGGAACUGACUGUCUGAUCUCCAUCUCCAGAGACAAGGAACAUUUUCAUAAUGGACCCUACAGCCAAAGAAAAUAUCCAGUUAUUCAACAAAAAUUCAGUGCAGUCUGUUGGGAGGCCUUCUUUUAAAACAGAAUAUCCCUCCUCAGAGGAGAAACAACCCUGCUGUGGUGAACUAAAGGUGUUCUUAGGUGCCUUGUCUUUCGUUUACUUUGCCAAAGCGCUGGCAGAAGGCUAUUUGAAGAGCACCAUCACGCAGAUUGAGAGAAGGUUUGAACUCCCUUCUUCACUGGUGGGAGUUAUUGACGGUAGUUUUGAAAUUGGGAAUCUCUUAGUUAUAACAUUUGUUAGCUACUUUGGAGCCAAACUUCACAGGCCAAAAAUAAUUGGAGCAGGGUGCCUAAUCAUGGGAGUUGGAACAUUGCUCAUUGCAAUGCCUCAGUUCUUCAUGGAGACGUACAAAUAUGAAAGAUAUUCUCCUUUCUCCAAUUCCAGUCUCAGCAUUUCUCCAUGUCUGGAGUCAAACAGUCCAUUACAAAUCUCCGUUAUGGAAAAAUCACAAUCCAAAAUAAAUAAUGAGUGUGAAAUUGAUGCCAGCUCCUCCAUGUGGGUUUAUGUCUUCUUGGGAAACCUUCUUCGUGGAAUUGGUGAAACUCCCAUUCAGCCUCUAGGCAUUGCCUACCUUGACGAUUUUGCCAGUGAGGACAAUGCAGCUUUCUACAUUGGGUGUGUGCAGACGGUUGCAAUUAUAGGACCAAUCUUUGGCUUCCUGUUAGGCUCAUUAUGUGCCAAACUGUAUGUUGACAUUGGCUUUGUCAAUCUAGAUCACAUAACCAUUACCCCAAAGGAUCCACAGUGGGUAGGUGCCUGGUGGCUUGGUUAUCUAAUAGCAGGAAUCAUAAGUCUUCUGGCAGCUGUGCCUUUCUGGUUUUUACCAAAGAGUCUGCCAAGAACCCAGAGCAGAGAGGAUUCCAACUCCUCCUCUGAGAAAUCAAAGUUUAUUAUGGAUGAUCAUACAGACUAUCAAACACCUCUAGGAGAAAAAGCAAAAAUCAUGGAAAUGGCAAAAGAUUUUCUGCCUUCACUGAAGAGUCUUUUUGGAAAUCCAGUUUACUUCUUAUAUUUGUGUGCAAGCACCAUUCAGUUCAAUUCUUUAUUUGGCAUGGUGACUUACAAACCAAAGUACAUUGAGCAACAGUAUGGGCAGUCAUCCUCCAAGGCCAACUUUGUUAUCGGGCUCAUCAACAUACCUGCAGUGGCUCUUGGAAUAUUCUCUGGGGGGAUAGUUAUGAAAAAAUUCAAAAUUGGUGUGUGUGGAGCCUCAAAACUCUAUUUGGGAUCAUCUGUCCUUGGGUACCUCCUAUUCCUUUCUCUGUUUGCACUGGGCUGUGAAAAUUCUGAUGUUGCAGGACUAACUGUCACCUACCAAGGAACCAAACCUGUCUCUUAUCAUGAACGAGCUCUCUUUUCAGAUUGCAACUCAAGAUGCAAAUGUUCAGAGACAAAAUGGGAACCAAUGUGUGGUGAAAAUGGAAUCACAUAUGUAACAGCUUGUCUUGCUGGUUGUCAAACAUCCACUGGGAGUGGAAAGACCACUAUAUUUUACAACUGCACCUGUGUGGGAGCUGCAGCCUCAAAAUCAGGAAAUUCCUCAGGCAUGGUGGGAAGAUGUCAGAAAGAUAAUGGAUGUCCUAGAAUGUUUCUGUAUUUUCUUAUCAUUUCAGUCAUCACGUCCUAUACUUUGUCUCUAGGUGGCAUACCUGGAUACAUAUUGCUUCUGAGGUGCAUUAAGCCACAACUUAAGUCUUUUGCCCUCGGUAUCUACACCUUAGCAGUAAGAGUUCUUGCAGGAAUCCCAUCUCCUGUAUAUUUUGGAGUUUUGAUUGAUACUUCAUGCCUCAAGUGGGGAUUUAAAAGAUGUGGAAGUAGAGGAGCCUGCAGAUUAUAUGACUCAAAUGCUUUCAGACACAUAUAUCUGGGACUAACCAUGAUGCUUGGGAUAAUGUCCAUAUUCCUAAGUAUUGCAGUACUUUUUGCUUUGAAGAAAAAUUAUGUUUCAAAACACAGAAGCUUCAGAACCAAGAGAGAAAGAACCAUGGUGUCUACAAGAAUCAGCAAGGAAAACUGUACUACAAGUGACCAUUUGCUACAACCCAACUAUUGGCCAGGCAAAGAAACUCAGCUCUAGAAAAAUGAUGACUUGAAACUAUAUGUUUUCUAACUUCUGAAAAUUCUGCAAAUUUUAAUCAAAAGGGGUUUGAAUGUGUAAAUUCAUUCUCCUUUCAAAAAAAUGUCUACUUUGUUUUUGAUCCUAGGAAUUAGAUAAUGUACCUGAUAACAAAUAUAAUUAAUCACGUUAUAGAAGAUGUAGAUGGUAAAGUUAAUCUUAAACCAUUUAAUUCAUAAACAACUUCCUUAUAUUAUUUACUCAUUUGGCUUAAUUUUGCUUUGUGCCAUUGAUGUACUAGCUCUACUGCUAGUACUCCAACUGUUGCUAUAGUUUAAUGGCCAUGUGUAAAGUAACUUCUAAAUAGAGGUAUUUGUCUAGGAUAAGAGAGCAUUUUUUUAAAAAUUAAACCACAUCUUGGUCUUCUUCAAAUAUCACCUUAAUGAUAAUAUUAGAAUGGAGUCAGAACAUUUUUCCUACUUUUUUUCUUUUGAAAUAUAAUAAUAUAGAAUGCAUAGUAGAAAUGAUCUUGGGGGAUUAGAAUUUUGGAUUAUUAGCUCUUCUGCAAUUCACUGUAUGUACUUUAUGUGUGAGAUUGUAAGUGACCAUAG